UCCACUAGAGAACAGAGUGCCAAGCCAUUUUCGCGUCCAGGGCAGCCUGCGCAAGUUGACCGUGGACCCGUGGUGCUCGGCCAAGAACCACCUACUCAAGAGGCCCCAGCGAUGGUGCUGACCCGGCGGUUCAUCUUCCUCUUCCCCGCCGCCGUCCUGGCCGGACUCGCCUCCGCCUCGGCGUCGCCCUUCCUGUCUGACAGCUUAUUCCAGGCCAGCACCGGAUCGACGGGGAGGAGCUUGCUGCAGGCCAAGAAUGACUGUCCUAUGAGCUUCGAGACCCAGAACUACACGAUCCUCACAAACAAGUGCAAAGGGCCACAAUACCCUCCUACCGAAUGUUGUGAUGCUUUCAAGGAAUUUGCAUGCCCAUUUGCCGCGUAUAUCAACAACCAGAGCACCUACUGUGCAGACACAAUGUUCAGCUACAUCAGCUUCCAUGGCUACCCAGCAGGCCUAUUCGGCGACGAGUGCCUAAAAGGAAAAGAAGGGGUUUCUUGUGAAGGCAUCCCAGCGGUAGACACCGGCGUGCCCAGUGGCGGGCGACAAGUUCAAGGGGUUUCGCGUCCUUUGUUUGUGUUCCUGUGUGGACUAGGAGCAAUGUUGUUAUCUUGAGUGGCGAUUCCUUGGACUUUCAACAAACAUGGCGUGUUGUCAGUUAUAAGUUGUAAGGCUUAGGAUUCAUUUGCUUCUCCUUGACACUCUCUUCCAUUGCUAUAAUGUACCCUUUUGUUACACAAUUAUAUACAUGACAUCUUAAGAUUCAACAUUAUAUGGAUGAUCACAUCCUGCUAUUGGGAGAGUGCACACCCAAAUUGUAAAUCAGGGAAUCAAAUAUCAAUUAACUAUU
Messenger RNA from Triticum dicoccoides, 850 nucleotides. Its product is annotated as GPI-anchored protein LLG1-like. Lineage: Eukaryota; Viridiplantae; Streptophyta; Magnoliopsida; Poales; Poaceae. The transcript has 3 exons. Bases 112 to 615 code for a protein of 167 amino acids. The record is from RefSeq and is a predicted model, not a curated record.